CCUUGUGAUGAAUGCAAUAAGUUGUAUUCGGAUCUGGAAAAAGAAGAGAGAUUGAGAGAAUCUUACGUGAUUUUGAAGCAAAAAAAUGAGGACUACCUCAAAAAACCAGACGUUCCAGCAGGAGCAGCGAUCAAGGUUCGUAAAUUAGCGGAAUUGCUCCUCCCAUUAAGCCGUGUGAAAGAGGAGCGAGAGCUAAGGGAUAUGCCUGAGGGUGAAGAGAAAACUGCUUUUCUGGCAAAGGUGGAGAAGAAAAAAUUAAAACAAUCCCAAAUGCGUGCUCAACAGAUUUUUCACUGGGUGUAUCAGCGCUAUGUAGUGGAAUGGGAUUUAAUGACUGAUCUGGCUAAAGAUCUUCGGGAAUGGCUUAAAUCUAACAUACAGAUUUUUCGUUUAGAGGAGACUUACGCAAAACAAUCACAGGAUGGAACCUUCAAGUUUUUGUGGAAACUUCACGAUGCUAAAACGAUUGAAUCCGUGAUCAUCCCAGCUGCUCUUCGUGAAAAAAUCGGUGACGAAGUGAUUGAUGCCUUGGAAGAUGGAAAACGCUAUUCAGGAGUGGAGACCAAUAAGGCCGGGCUCAAUCAAGAUUUGAAUGAAGAUUCCUGGGCGCGCCUCACUGCAUGUAUUUCUUCG
Messenger RNA from Darwinula stevensoni, 633 nucleotides. Lineage: Eukaryota; Metazoa; Arthropoda; Ostracoda; Podocopida; Darwinulidae. The record is from the annotation of a GenBank genome assembly.